AUGGCAUCAAAGCUUAAAAUCUUCGUAUCACUUGCAAUUGUAUGCGCCACUCUGACUGUAUCCAUGGCCGGAGAUCCCGACAUUCUCACAGACUUCAUCGUGCCACCUAACGUAGGCGGCCCACUCGACGGAAACUUCUUCACCUUCACCGGAAUGCGGUCACUCGUCGGAGCUCCAUUUCCGGCGACUUUCAAGGUCUCAAAAGCAAGCAUGGCUGAAUUCCCGGCUCUUAAUGGCCAAAGUGUUUCUUAUGCAGUUCUUCAAUUUCCAUCCGGGUCAGUCAACCCGCCCCACACCCAUCCACGGGCCUCCGAGCUCUUGUUUGUUCUCAUGGGUUCUUUGCAGGUAGGGUUUGUUGACACCACCAAUAAGCUGUUUACACAGACACUACAACAAGGCGACAUCUUUGUCUUCCCCAAGGGACUUGUUCACUUCCAGUUUAACAGUGAUGCAAAGAAUCCCGCUUUAGCUGUGUCUGGAUUUGGGAGUGCGAAUGCGGGGACUGUUUCGGUUCCUAAUUCUGUUUUUAAUACCACCAUUGAUAACCAGAUUUUGGCAUUGUCGUUCAAGACUGAUGUGGCUACCAUUCAGAAGAUUAAAUCCGGGUUUUCUGGCUAA
This is a messenger RNA of Lactuca saligna, 618 nucleotides long. The record is from the annotation of a GenBank genome assembly. Lineage: Eukaryota; Viridiplantae; Streptophyta; Magnoliopsida; Asterales; Asteraceae.